UUCGGCUGGCGGCGGCCCGGCCGCGGGGGUUACCUCGUGGGAGACGCACUCCAGGGAGCGGAGUUCGCUGCAGUAGCGGCAGAAGUAGAGCUGGGAGAGCGGCGCGCGGAUCUCCUUUUCGCCGCGCACCAGCUCCCAGCAGCCCCGGGCAGAGAGCAGGACUCCAUUGUGCUAGGCACUGUACAAAUGCAGAACAGAAAGAUGAUCCUGGCCUUAAAGAACGUACGUUCUUAAUGGAGUCCCCUAGUCGCCGAGCUCCCAGGACGCCAGCAGAGAGGAGGAGGAUGGAAGUCAUGAGCAGCCCAAAUCCCACCAUGUCUGCCAUCCCCAAGCACAUCCUGGACAUCUGGAUCAUCGUGCUGAUCAUCCUGGCCACCAUCCUGGUCAUGACGUCCAUGGUGCUGUGCCCGGCCACGGCUGUCAUCAUCUACAGGGUGCGGACUCACCCCAUACACAACGGGGUCGUGUGAGAACAGAGCCCGGGGCGGCUGGCUGCCCUCAGGCCACGCUGGAGAAAAGACAGUGGGUGAAGCAUGCAUCUCCCUGAGCUGACUCCAUAUGGAGCAGCAGCAUGGAGGGGUGGGGACCAACGUGCCAGCCAGGACAUGGCAGGAAGCACAGGCUGAUACUCCUGGGACCAGAACUCCCUGUGCGUCACCCAAAUGCACCCAAGGGAGCUGGGUUAGUCACCCACUCCAACUGGUGACAAAGCUUUCUCUGGAGUGAGUCCCGCUCAGUGGGUGCAGCGGCCCAGAAUGCCCCUGUCUGGGCUUCACCUCAUGCACUCCAAUCAAAAUGGCCCCCUCGUAUUUACCCGGCGAGCUACUCGGAAAUGACAGGGAAGCAGGCCAGGCGCCGCAAAGGAAAUGUUCAACUUCUGAGAGCAAAGCUGUCGAAAUGGUUUCCAGAUGCGGUCGCUUUGGACGUUGAGCAACUCGCGCCGGGCCGCUCUCCCUCGCUGCGAGGGCAGGGGCUGGUGACCUCUGGCACCUCACAGCUGGGAUCUCCCGUCUGCAUGCCCCAAGCUCCCCCAGGCACUGGAGAAGAACAAGGAAGGGAAGUGGGGUUCAGUGAAAGUAAUUUAUUUGGCAUGGGGGGAGGGGAUCCAUGUAAGGUGGCAAAAAUGGGGGUGCAUUUGGCUUCUGGGUUUGCAAGGCCGUGGGACAGUGAAGGGGCCAAUCGCAGCCGUGUCAGUCUUGCUUGUUGCAGGCAUAUGGUGUAAUUGUACCAGAAAUGUACUAGGUGUGCUUUCAGGGGAAAGCCCUUUGGCUAACAGCUCUUGAGAGUGACACAGCAUCAUCCCCAGGCAGCCAGUCACCCCUUUUCUGGGCUUGUCACCUUGUUUUGGUUUCUUAAUGUCUUUGUAAUGAAAGGGCUAGAUUGGCGCCCGCUGAACGGGUCCAGCCGGAAUCAGUCCCAGGUUGCAAUAUGCCUCCACCCUGCUCUGGAGAGGCCCCUAUUCCAGGGCUGCGGGGCCUGUUCAGUCUGGGUGGUCCGUUCAGCCUUUGACCUCUCUCCAGAGAUUGCCAACAUGGAGUCCGUUACUAUGGUGCUCUGUGUGAGAGGGACACCCGGCCGCUGGGAGCUGGGCUCAUGGUACACAGACUCUCCCCAGCUGCAGGAGCGUAAAUCCGUGCUGGAUGCGAACCAGUGCUGAAGACUCCCCCCCCCCCCCAUGUCCUUAACAAGCACAAGCCCCAUAGUUCUCCUGCAGCCUCUCUGCUCUUCCUUGCCCAAAGAUGGGGAGGAAAUGGUUAACGAAACAGGAGAAUGCAAAUUCCAAGCCAGUGCACAGAGAGAAAGUGCAGUUGAAGGGAUAUUAAAGAAGGUGCUAACAGUGAUUUCCCCAAGUGACAGUGACCCCCUCAUAAUUUGUCCCCCACACUUUAAAAUCCAACAGUUUCACCAAGUACAAAAAUCUCUUGGGUCUUCUGUUAAA
This is a messenger RNA of Chrysemys picta bellii (western painted turtle), 1939 nucleotides long. The record is from RefSeq and is a predicted model, not a curated record. Lineage: Eukaryota; Metazoa; Chordata; Testudines; Emydidae.